This is a messenger RNA of Galeopterus variegatus (Sunda flying lemur), 2577 nucleotides long. RefSeq names its product family with sequence similarity 200, member B (gene ZBED11). The coding region runs from base 561 to 2537 and encodes 658 amino acids. NCBI's taxonomy places the organism in Eukaryota, Metazoa, Chordata, Mammalia, Dermoptera, Cynocephalidae. The record is from RefSeq and is a predicted model, not a curated record. The transcript has a single exon.
AUGUUCCUAUCAGUUGAAGAAGUUAAAGUACAAGCCAACAAUCUAUCAGAUCAGCUAGUUUCUUUCAUCAGCAAGCAAACAUACUUAAGCCACCAGCACAGCAAAGGGCUCAAAAUGUCUCUAUAUCUGUUUUUCACACUAUGUGUGUGACCCAUUAGUGAGUCAUGUAAUCAAUUCUGUGAGUCACAAUGAACAUUUUUUAAAAAUGAAAUAAAAUAUAUUAGAGUGCUUGCAUGGAUCCUUUGCCUGAAUUAUGCACAUUUUAGGGAAUACUGAGGUCAGUUUCAAUAAGUGAGAAGGGUAUUUGAUGGAGGGGAUAUGAUGAAUAGAAUAUAUGUUGGCCAGGAAAAGGUUUUCAGUCAUUUACACACUGGUGUCUUGUUUAGUUUUCAUAAUAGCAAGAUUAAUGUUGUGCAGUCUAGUUUUAUGUUAUCAUGACUUGCAACUAGAUGUGAAGCCUGAGAUAUUCAAUUGAGAUUCAGCUGCAAACUUUGCAUUUUUUGGAAAGAUUAGGCUAUAUAUAAAUUUUUUUAAUCAAAGUGGAAUAAAUUGCUGUUGAGAUGGAUCAUUUCUUUAUUAAAAGAAAGAGGAAUAAUGAAAUGAAAUAUACAGAAGCUUGUUCAAAUUCAGCUGUUGGAUCUGAAAGUGUGAAUAAUAACAAUAUUGAGAAAAAUAUUGACUCUAAUCUGCAAAUUUCAACUUCAUUCGAGCCACAUUUCAAAAAGAAAAAAAUAAGUGCAAGACGUUAUAAUGAAGAUUAUUUAAAAUACGGUUUUAUCAAAUGUGAAAAACCCUUUGAAAAUGACAGACCUCAGUGUGUUAUUUGUAAUAAUAUUCUUGCUAAUGAAAGCUUAAAACCUUCAAAAUUAAAAAGGCACUUAGAAACUCAGCAUGCUGAACUUAUUGAUAAGCCUCUUGAAUAUUUUCAGAGAAAGAAAAAAGACAUAGGAUUAUCAACACAAUUUCUUAGUUGUUCUGCUACUGUUAGUGAGAAAGCCUUAUUAUCAUCGUAUUUAGUUGCAUAUCGUGUGGCAAAAGAGAAGAUGGCUCACACAGCUGCUGAAAAAAUUAUUCUUCCAGCAUGUUUGGAUAUGGUGCGUACAAUUUUUGAUGACAAAUCAGCUGAUAAAUUAAAAACUAUACCCAGUGAUAAAACAAUCUCUCUUCGAAUUUGUACUAUUGCAGAACAUUUAGAAACAAUGCUCAUUACUCGGUUACAGUCUGGUAUAGAUUUUGCAAUCCAGCUUGAUGAAAACACGAAUUUUGAAAGCUGCGUAACACUUAUGGUUUAUGUCAGAUAUGCAUGGCAAGAUGAUUUUUUGGAGGAUUUGUUGUGUUUUUUAAAUUUAACCUCACACCUAAGUGGAUUAGAUAUUUUUACAGAAUUAGAAAAGCUCAUUAUUGGUCAAUAUAAAUUAAACUGGAAAAACUGUAAAGGAAUUACAAGUGAUGGAACAGCAAGCAUAACUGGAAAACAUGGCAGAGUAAUUAAAAAAUUGCUAGAAGUUACUAAUAAUGGUGUUGUGUGGAAUCAUUGUUUUAUACAUCGUGAAGCUUUAGCAACCAGAGAAAUUCCACAGAAUCUCAUGGAAGUAUUGAAAAAUGCAGUGAAAGUUGUUAAUUUUAUUAAAGGAAGUUCACUGAAUAGCCGACUUUUUGAAACAUUUUGUUCAGAGAUUGGGACUAAUCAUACCCACUUACUUUAUCAAACCAAAGUUCGUUGGUUGUCUCAAGGGAAAAUAUUAAGCAGGGUGUAUGAACUCAGGAAUGAGAUUCACAUUUUUCUCAUUGAAAAAAAAUCUCAUUUGGCAAAUAUUUUGGAAGAUGAUAUUUGGGUAACGAAAUUGGCAUAUUUAACUGAUAUUUUUGGCAUUCUUAAUGAACUGAGUUUAAAAUUACAAGGGAAAAACAGUGAUAUAUUCCAAUAUGCCGAACGUAUUCAAGGAUUCCGAAAGACGUUGCUGUUAUGGCAAGCAAGGCUUAAAAGUAAUCGUCCUAGCUACUACAUGUUUCCAAGAUUUUUGCAACAUAUUGAAGAGAAUAUUAUUAAUGAAAGCAUUUUGAAAGAAAUAAAAUUAGAGAUAUUGUUACAUCUCACUUCUCUAUCUCAAACUUUUAACCAUUUCUUUCCGGAAGAGAAAUUUGAAACAUUAAGGGAAAACAGUUGGGUAAAAGAUCCCUUUGCUUUUCAAAACCCUGAAUCAAUAAAUGAUUUAAACUUGGUGCCUGAAGAAGAGAAUGAAUUAUUGCAGCUUAGUUCUUCAUAUAUAUUGAAGAAUGAUUAUGAGACCUUAAGUUUAUCAGCAUUUUGGAUUAAGAUAAAGGAAGACUUUCCUUUGCUAAGUAGAAAGAGUGUCCUGCUGUUACUACCAUUCACAACGACUAGUUUGUGUGAACAAGGGUUUUCAGUCCUAACCCAGUUAAAAACAAAGAAAAGAAAUGGGUUGGACGGUGCAGCAGAUAUGCGGGUAGCAUUGUCUUCCUGUGUUCCAGACUGGAAUGAACUUAUGAACAGGCAAGCACACCCAUCACAUUAAAUAAAAUCUUACCUAGUUUUUAUUUUUGUAUUUCUUAUAU